Messenger RNA from Colletotrichum paranaense, 987 nucleotides. RefSeq lists its product as uncharacterized. The record is from RefSeq and is a predicted model, not a curated record. Lineage: Eukaryota; Fungi; Ascomycota; Sordariomycetes; Glomerellales; Glomerellaceae. The coding region runs from base 1 to 987 and encodes 328 amino acids. The transcript has 5 exons.
AUGGUGCACAUCGAGAAAAUACACAUGUGCCCUUCAACAGCUCUGAGCUUCAAGGCGCUUAUUACACUUCUGACACUAUUCGCAAAGCUCGUUGCCUCAGCCUUGUGGAAACCAGCGGACAUGGAUUGGUUGCUAGGAGUCGCAGUCUCCUGCGCCCAAUCCCUUAAACUAAACAAUCUAGCAUGCUUGAAGACAGUUUGUCAAACGACCGGAGAGGUCGAAUCAUUAAAGCACGCGUUCUGGCUGCUGUACACCAUCGAAAAGCCGUAUCGAUUGCGAAACGGACAAGCUUCGGCUUUGAAUGAUGCCUACAUCGACCACGAGCCGAUGUCUUCCGGGAUCGAAGCUGGAAAGCCGUUGAUUCAAACCUUUGGGGUUCAUUACCGUCUAGCUCAAUGUUGUGCCAGGAUAGCAAGCGACUUCGACAGUCAGGAAGCUCUUUCACAGUCUAUGGUCUUCACAUCAGAGAAUCUAGACAACUGGUUGGAACAGCUUCAACAGUUGAAAGUUGACGUCUUCACGGCACGGCAGCAGCCCGCAUCAGCCAUGACGUGGGAUCCGAGAAUCGCCUCACCGAAUAGUCCGUGUAUGACACCUUCAGAGGGGGAUAUCUCAGCAAGCCUACUCUACUUCGAGCUAGUGUUGUGCGUCUGUGGACGUUUUUCAGCCAGUUCUUUGGGCGACUCAAGCACUGAUAAGAUUGAACAAAAGGUUCUUGAGUCUGCUAUUGAUAUCUUGAAAUUGCUCGUCGAGGUCGAUCCCACCAAGGCGGGUACAGAUCAGAAUUUGGUGCGCAUUGCCGUCAGUUCGUUCUGCCUCGUUGCGACUUUCAUCUCAAGGGCGAAUGAGCGGGCCACGAUCUUCAGAUAUCUGGUUUCAACGCUCGGUUUCUUCGCUCGGAUGACAAUCAAUUCACCACUCAUGACUCUGGGGAAAUUCAGCUCCGUGGUGGACUCAGUGCAAAAGGUACUCAAGAAUGAUGGUUGA